CUGAGAGCUGUUUCAGUUUCAUUUCCUCGCUGGCUUGCCAUUGCUGUCUGUAGCACAUAUCCUUUACAAGCCUGCUUGUUGUAUUUGUAUGUGACGGAAUAAUAAACCCUAUGGCUUCCAUCGUGUCUUCCCUGAGCGCUGGGAACGAGGUGGCCCUACAGAAGUUCUUCUCCAGUCGUGUUUGUUUUCAUCUUCUGUACAAGAGCAGUCAUCAUGGAGCCACUGUUAACCAGCUCCUCGACAGGUUUGACAAACAUGGGAAGUAUUUGCUCACAGUAUUUCUGCAGUCGGGGUCAGUCAGAGGCGCUUUCAUGAGUAAACCUCUGAUGUAUGGAAAUGAAUACUCAGAUGAAGAAGUGUUUGUGUUUAAAAUGACGGAUUACUACGGCAAACGGUUUCCAGGGUUAAACUAUACCAGAACUUUCACUGUUAGUGUAGGUUCAGUUUCUGUCUCUUUUGGAAAAGGCUUAAACCUAAAACUGGUGAAUGGUUGCUGGUACGAGAGCUUCUGCUCGGAUGUGGUUCAUGGUAAAAUAGGACUAGAGGAUGACAAUGUUUGCUGCAAAGAUGUGGAACUGCACCGUGUCCAAGAUGUAGGGGAUAUUUUACCCAACCCUUGGAGAGAGGUGUCCUGGUAUGAUACAUCAAGGGAGAAUCUGAGGAAGGAUUUUGUCUCGUACAACCUGUUGUUGGAGUCUCUACCCCGGGUGAAGGCUUUACUCUUGGGCCCAGUGGGUUCUGGAAAAUCCAGCUUCAUCAGCUCUAUCAGAUCCACAAUGUACAAUCGCAUUGUACAUCUGCCCAGCAUCGGCACAGCAGUGGAGGGGUUCACCCAGAAGAUGACAACCUAUGACAUUCGGGUAAACCAGCGAGGUCCUCAGAGUGUUCUGAGCUUCUGUGAUGUGAUGGCAAUAGGAGACGAUGACUCUACUGGUCUCUCUUUCUCUGAUGCACUGGCUGUCAUCAAAGGCCACGUCCCGGAAGGAUACAAGUUCCAGAGAGGUGUUACAGUCAGUGAUACAGUAAGUGGCUACAUAGCAAAUCCCACCCUGAAUGAGCAGAUUCACUGCGUCCUCUUUGUGCUUGAUGCCUCCAAAGUGACAUCGUACCCCAGCGGCCUGGAGUCCACGCUCAAGAAGCUGCACUCCACCAUAUCGGACAUGCGUAUCCCGCAGCUGAUUUUGCUCACUCAUGUGGACCAGGUGUGUCUGGCAGUACAGAAAGACCUGAAGGAUGUCUACUCCAGCCGAGCUGUGCAGGAUAAGAUGCAGAAAGCAGGAGAGUUGGUAGGAUUGCCAUUGUCCUACGUUCUGCCAGUGAAGAACUACGUUUCCCGGCUGACAGUGGACUGCAGCACCGACAUCCUGCUCCUGAGUGUGGUUAUGAGCAUCCUACAGGCUGUGGACGACACAUUUGAAGACCAGUACUCUAAUCCUGUCUUUAAAUCAACCUAUGAUUUAGACAACUUUCAGACAAUGAAGAAAUGAGUAACAGCGUGUAGAAAACUUGCAGUGGCACUUAUAAUGAAUAAAUAUGUGUUAAGGCUUUUUCUUCUAUACUUCUAUAAAACGAAUGCCACAUGCAUUCAUAUUAUUUAUAUUCAUAAUUAUAUCCUCAAUAUCUGAAUAAAGUACUACACUAUCACUACACAGCGCAGUAAAAAGCAAAGUAGCACUAAACACCUACAAGCACUAAUAUAUGACAAUAUUUCAAACAUUUUCAUAUAUAACUAUAUACUUAUACAUCGGUGUUGGAUCCUGGCACGAGAGAGACAGGCAGCCACCCAGGGUGCCAUCAUUCCAGGGGUGACACGUGACAACUGCACAAAAAUAUCAGAUACUGAGUUAAAUGCGCAGUCACUCUUCCAUCAUUCAUCUGUGAGACACUGAGGUCAUGUCACCAUAUUGGGCAUUUAACUUCCUUGUCUUCCUUGUCAUCAUAUCCUAUUUGUGUUGCUCCUAAGUAGCUGGGUGGAGCAGGGGGAGGUUUAAUUAUCAAUAGUUCAUCUCUAUCUUUGUACAGUACUUACGUUCAGUUGAUAAAUCACAUGAUGAAUGCAAGCAAAUGAUGCAAGCAAAUGAACCUCUGUUCUUGAUAUAGCAUACAGAAUCUGACAUAAUCCUGCUCAACGUUUUCUUAAUAAAGCAUACCAAAUGAAUAUAAGGA
Molecule: messenger RNA, 2166 nt
Organism: Pangasianodon hypophthalmus (striped catfish)
Lineage: Eukaryota; Metazoa; Chordata; Actinopteri; Siluriformes; Pangasiidae
Product: interferon-induced protein 44
Exons: 7
Coding region: 111-1487 (458 amino acids)
Source: RefSeq, a predicted model, not a curated record